This is a messenger RNA of Gamsiella multidivaricata, 1418 nucleotides long. RefSeq lists its product as uncharacterized. The transcript is spliced from 8 exons. The coding region runs from base 227 to 1339 and encodes 370 amino acids. The record is from RefSeq and is a predicted model, not a curated record. Lineage: Eukaryota; Fungi; Mortierellomycota; Mortierellomycetes; Mortierellales; Mortierellaceae.
AAGAAGCUGAGAUGCUCAACAGAACACUAAAAGAAGCACCUCCGCCGCGUGCUCGUCUUUACUUCCUUCUCUCCUUUCUUUCCUCCCCCACUCCCAACUCUUCCCAGAACAUAUCCUGUCUUUGCUGAUCAACCCCUCCGACUUCUCAUCCCAACUCGCCUCUCAUUCCUCUCAUUCCUCCACUUUCGUCCAUCCCCCCAAGCAUAUUUUUCACACUAACAAUACCAUGUCCCCACAACCCACAGUCCUGGUCCUCGGCGGGGUCGGCUUCGUCGGUCGCAACUUUGUCGCCUAUCUGGUAGAGAACAACCUCGCUGCCGAGAUCAGAGUUAUCGACAAGGUCCUCCCCCAGACUGCCUAUCUCAACAAGCGGUUCCAGGCUGCCUUUGAGAAGGUCGAAUUCAUGCAGGGCAAUCUCUCCAACACAGCCUCUGUCGAAAAGUGCUUCACCCGCGCCGAUGGUUCCUCAUUCGAUUAUGUGGUAAACUUCGCAGCUGAGACCAAAUUCUCUCAACCGGAGGAGAUUUAUGAGGACCGCAUCUACAGGCUGUCGAUCAACUGUGCAAAGGAAGCCGUCAAGAGGAAUGCCAAGGUCUUUGUCCAGAUCUCAACAGGCGAUAUUUACGAGAGCACCGGGACCGCAAGCAAGGAAGACUCGAAGACAAAGCCCUGGAACCAGAUGGCCCAGUACAAGCUGAAGGUCGAUAACGAGCUCCAAAAUAUGGAAGGACUGAAUUUAAUCAUCCUUCGCCCUGCAGUCAUCUACGGAACCGGCGCCACGGGUGGACUCACUCCCAGACUGAUCUGCGGUCGCGUAUACCAGCACUUGAAGAAAAAGAUGGAGUUCUUGUGGACAAAAGACCUGCGCAUCAACACCGUCCAUGUCGACGACGUCUCAAGGGCAGUCUGGCACUCUGCCAACUGGUAUGUCAGCAACGACAAGCAGGGAACCCCCGUCAUCUUCAACCUCGCAGACGAUAACGACACUGACCAGGAAGCUAUCAACACUCACAUUCGCGCUAUUUUCGGCAUUGAGACUGGAUUCCAGGGAACAAUUGUCUCCCAAAUGGUCAAGCUGGACAUGUCGGGAGCAACAGAAGAGAUCAACGAGAUGCACUUGGCACCAUGGUCCGAUAUCUUGAAAGCAUAUAACAUCAAGACAUCGCCUUUGACGCCAUACCUGGACCAGGAAUUGCUCUACAACAAUGCCGUUUCGUUGGACGGCACCAAGAUCUGCACAGCCACCGGAUUCACAUACGAACACCCCAAGUUGACGACGGAGAGUCUUCGUGAGAUCAUCACAGAUUUCCAGGAUCUGGGUAUCUGGCCACGCGACUAGAGAAUGACGACGACGAAAGUGGAUUAAUUCUAAGUAAAUAUAUAAAACAAAUAAAGAACACAAAAGACGAAUAGAUUGG